This is a messenger RNA of Coccomyxa subellipsoidea C-169, 1014 nucleotides long. Its product is annotated as Arabinanase/levansucrase/invertase. Gene Ontology annotation, biological process: carbohydrate metabolic process. The annotation marks the transcript as partial. Gene Ontology annotation, molecular function: hydrolase activity, hydrolyzing O-glycosyl compounds. The record is from RefSeq and is a predicted model, not a curated record. NCBI's taxonomy places the organism in Eukaryota, Viridiplantae, Chlorophyta, Trebouxiophyceae, Coccomyxaceae. The transcript is spliced from 6 exons.
CCGGGAGAGCCAUGGAAUGAUGUUGAUGGAAACCCAAUACAGGCUCAUGGAGGCGGAGUCUUGCUCCAUGAGGGUGUCUACUACUGGUAUGGAGAGGACAAAUCAGGGCCGACAUAUAAGAAGUUCUCUCUCACCGCGGCCCGAGUGGAUGUCAUUGGCGUGAGGUGCUACUCCUCCACAGACCUUGCAAACUGGAGGGAUGAAGGGCUGGUGCUGAAGAGCACCCCAAACCAUCCAGACCUGGCGCCCAACAUGGUGUUGGAGAGGCCAAAGGUGAUCUACAAUGACCGCCUGCGGACAUUUGUCAUGUGGAUGCACAUCGAUGACGCAGAGUACAAAAUGGCGCGCGCGGGCGUUGCCGUGAGCUCGGCGGCCACGGGACCCUUCAAGUUUCUGCGCAGCUUCCGCCCCAACGGGCGGCAGUCGCGCGAUCUCAACCUGUUCAAGGACGAUGACGGAACGGCGUAUGUCAUCUAUUCCAGCGAGGGCAAUAAGGACAUGCACAUCGCCAAGCUGUCACCGGACUACACUGACACUCAGCCGCAGCACCUGAAGAUAUUCAUCGGGCGCAGCCGAGAGGCGCCGGCCGUGUUCAAGCACGGCGGCCUUUACUUCAUGCUGACCUCGGGCUGCACCGGCUGGGAGCCUAACCAGGCCGAGGUCCACUGGGCCAAUGAUAUGUUUGGGCAAUGGAACCUGGUGGGCCAUCCAUGCGUGGGAGGCACGGAGAUGGAUGCGGCCUAUACAUUCCAGUCGCAGGGCAGCUUUGUGCUGCCCGUGCCGGGCCGGCCGGGCAGCUUUAUAUUCAUGGGCGACCAAUGGGACCCUGACAACCUGGCAGAGUCUAGGUGGACUUCAUCUCCUUGUAUGUUUUUGAGCUUCUUGUGCUGUGUUGCUCAUGAGUUUGUCCUGCAGUCCAUGUGCAGGCUUCCAACAAGACUGUAUCAAGUAUUCUCUGUCGCGUUUAAAACCUCAGGGCUGCCAGGGAAGCAUCAUGUCAAAGAACAUGGUUAG